UUCGCCGUUCCAGGUUUACAAUAGCGGUGGCAAAAGUACAGAAAGCAUGUAACUCAUUCUAAUUUUCUAGAAAUACAAAGACUUUGGAUGACCGUACCAAGACACCGAGUUGUCUUUGUUUCUAUGGAGUGCAAUGGCUCAUGCUAGAAGAAAAGAGUCUAAUCUAAAGGAACUGUGCUGAAUGUAGCUCAUUCAUGGAGUAAAGUGAGUCGUUUGGGGAUCAUGAGUACAGGAAUGAAGAAACCACCAGUUGCCCCCAAACCCAAGCUGGGUCAUCCUCAAAAACCAUCCCCCCCCCCUAUUGCCCCAAAACCUGAAAUCCUCCAGCCUUCGCCCUCACCGACCGUGCUCAAGAGAGGAAAACCUGCUGUUGCUCCCAAACCAUGCUUGUCCAAAGUCAACCCCGUGGUUCCUCAAAAACCGCCCCAGCUAAGACAAGAUCCAUGCAAGACACAGCAUCCCCCUCUCUCGAAAAACGGGGGUCCCGCUUUACUUCCCUCACACCUGUCACAUUACAUUAUACCUCCCUGCACUCAGGGUCAUCUCCCAUGCGGCAUCAGACUAGAGGGAUCUAAGGAAAUAAGUGGAACACCAGAGGCAGGGGUUUUCAAAGAGGGUGAAAACCCAAAAGAACAGCUGUGUCAUGACACGCGAGAACAAGCUGACCUAUCCGAAGUACAAAUCCAAGCUCCCACAGACUCCCAUACUUCCACAAGGACACAGGACGAAACACACACUCCCACCCUAGUGACUAAUCUGCCAUGUACACAGUUACAAACAUCUACACAGGUCCCAAAACAUUGCCACGCACAACCCCUACAGGAACUGGAUGAUUCUUUAGAGUCAAAACAAACUGGGAUUUUUGUUGUUGACUUUUGCACUAGUGAAAGUGUUGGAGUUCCAGCUCCACCCAGCAAACCGCUCCCUGUACCCCACCCGCGACGUUCCCGUAGAGCUUUAUGUAGGCAAAAUAUUGUGGAGACUGAACACGUGGAGUCUCAAACAGAUACCCCAACAGAAAUUUCUGAACACAUUCAAUUGGACACGGUAUUUGAAAAUCCACAAAGCACUUCAACAACCUGUCACACCCACAUGGACCAACCCCUAAAUUCACAUUUCUCUAAAGAGAACACAGAAAACACUGAGUGUUCACGCAGCACAGAUACUUUGCACAAAAUACGUUCUUCGCAUGUUGCACAGACUAAAGACACGCCUCCUCAAAUUGACUCUGUUCACUAUUCUGUUCCAACAAAUGGCACAACUCUAACUUUAAUCAAUAAAUCUUCUGAGGAGGAAUCACAGCCUCCAGCCCCGCCCCCUAGACAGAAAUCCCUCCCACAAACAGGUGAUUCCUCAAAUAACACCUCGUCAUCAGUGGACAGUCUGCUUUUGCACUGCCACUCUGACUCUCACGUUUCUGUGGACAAAGAAGAAGAUGAAGAUGUGGAGUUGCAGAACAACGAUGAAUAUGAUGAAGCAUAUGGAGAUUUUGCCCGAUACCCAAUAACCCAAAGUCUUCCUAAACAAAUCAAACUUAGAUGUGGACAACAAGUUUCAAUGGCAAUAACCAAGACAUUUUUUAACGGGGAUGAGAGGUCACCGAAGGUCAUGCCCAAAAAACCCCAGAGAAACAGCCUUCCCGCAUCGUCUGUGUUGCGGAAGCAAAACACCCCUUCUCAAACGGACACGCCCCCUCCACUUCCUAACUCCAGCCCUCCCGUAUUCAGAGAACUUCCCGCGCCUCCUCAGGAGAAACCGUCGUGGCGGGUCGCCCUGCCUAGCAUCCCUCUCUUCAGCAGGAACCAACCGUCACGCAGUAACAGCCAACCACAGGCUGAAGGUGUUAAAGCUGUAUCUCUCAAACAAAGGGCUAAAUCGUUUUCUUCAGCAGAUCUUCAGCGGGCACACACUUCCGAACAGUUGGUGCGCUCCGAACAAGGGCGGCGUAGCCUGCGAAAACUUAUAGAGCUGCGCGUUUGUGCACGCUUGCUUCCGAAAUUGCUUCGCAGUGGACAGUCCCUUGAUUGCACUCGUGCUGAUGCAGAGAACGAGGACCAUAAGGACACGCCCACUAACCAGGUCGACCCUAGCGAUGAGGAAGCGGUUCAGGGUGAUAGUGAAGGGGAUUGUGGGGUGGAAUACGAGAAUCUCACAUUAUACGCAGAGAUUCCAGAGUACAUGAAUCUGCCCUGGGUCUAUUCCAACCAGGACGUCGAUGCAAGCGUGUACGAGAUUCAGGAACCGUGUGAGAUCAACAGAUUAAGCGGUGAUCUCUCAGAGGAUGGAUUGAGCUCUAAUGAUGAAGAUGAUAACAGCUCAAACUCCAGCAAAGAAGACCUGAGCCAAUCAAAAGACAAAGAGGAGAUAGAGAGAUCAAAGAGGAACAAGGUGGUCCACAUCGCAACGGAGAUCAUGAGCUCAGAGAAAGUAUUUGUGGACGUUCUGAAGUUACUUCACAUCGAUUUUCGGGAUGCGGUUGCCAAAGCUACUCGUACCAGCGGGAAGCCCCUUGUGGAGAAAGUGUUGAAUCACAUCUUGUACUAUCUUCCCCAACUUUACGAGCUGAAUAAAGAUCUACUGAAAGAGCUGGAGGAGAGAGUAGCCCACUGGUCUGAUCAUCAGAGAUUGGCUGAUAUUUUUGUUCAGAAGGGUCCAUACCUAAAGAUGUACUCCACCUACAUACGAGAGUUUGACCGGAACGUGGCUCUGUUGGAUGAACAGUGUCGCAAAAACCCUCCUUUUGCCAGCGUUGUGCGUCAGUUUGAGAUGAGCCCUCGCUGUGCCAAUCUAGCUUUGAAGCAUUACCUAUUGAAACCAGUGCAGCGGAUACCUCAGUACCAGCUCCUGCUCACAGAUUAUUUGAAGAACCUCCCUGAGGAUUCGUCUGAUUACAAAGAUACACAAACUGCUCUCAGUGUGGUGAAGGAAGUGGCAAAUCACGCAAACGACAUAAUGAAACAAGGGGAUAAUUUUCAGAAGCUGAUGCUGGUUCAGUACAGUCUCAACGGCCAUCAUGAAAUAGUUCAGCCUGGCAGGGUUUUCUUAAAGGAGGGCACCUUGAUGAAACUAUCCAGAAAAGUUAUGCAGCCCAGAAUGUUCUUUCUGUUUAAUGACAUUCUGCUAUACACGACACCAGUCCAGUCUGGCCAGUAUAAAGUCAACAGCAUGCUCUCUUUGGCUGGAAUGAAGGUGAGCAAGCCCAGUCAAGAGGCCUAUCAGAAUGAAUUAAACAUCGAGAGUGUGGAACGUUCCUUCAUACUGUCUGCCAAUUCAGCCACAGAGAGAGAUGAGUGGCUGGAAGCCAUCGCUAAAGCAAUAGAUGACUACACAAGAAAGAAGAUUUCCUUCUUCUCCAGUCGAAGCCAAGAGUCGGAGGAAUUCUCGGAUGACGGUCCACCACUGGGUUCGAAAGCUCCUAUCUGGAUUCCAGACUUACGGACGACCAUGUGUAUGAUCUGCACGUGCGAGUUCACGCUCACCUGGAGACGUCACCAUUGCCGUGCCUGUGGAAGGGUGGUGUGCCAGGCUUGUUCGUCUAAUAAAUAUUACCUGGAAUACCUGAAGAAUCAGUUAGCACGAGUGUGCGAUCACUGCUACAUUAAACUACAGCACAAAGGUGACCAAUCAAAUGUGACUGUUUCCCCUAGUGGGCGGAGUUCAACAUUCGCUUUUUCAAGAAAACAGAAGAAGAUUCCUUCAGCUCUCAAAGAGGUGUCUGCCAACACUGAAAAUUCCUCCAUGAGUGGAUACCUGCAAAGAUCCAAAGGCCAAAAGAAACCAUGGAAGAGGCUGUGGUUUGUCAUUAAGAACAAAGUCCUCUACACCUACGCCGCUAGUGAAGAUGUCGCAGCGUUGGAGAGUCAGCCAUUGCUUGGCUUUUUUCUUAGAGAGGAGAAGACAGGACCAGCUCAAAAACUGCAGUUCAAACUCUACCAUAAAAAUACACUUUACUACAUCUUCAGAGCAGAGGAUAUCCCCACCGCUCAGAGAUGGAUUGAGGCAUUUCAAGAGGCCAUGAUACUUUGACCAGUCUGGAUUUGAUUCAACAUGAUCGAAAAAUAAAUGCUCAUCUGGGUUUUCCUCUGGCCUUCCAUUAUGGACAUGAGCAGAAUGCUGAGGAUGCACAAAUCAGAACCCAGUUUGAGGCAAAGGAUGCUGGUAGAUGUAGUUCAUGUAUUAAUAUAUCGUAAGCAACAAGACUUGAUGAUUGCGAGGUAGAAUUUUGUUCUUGAAAUUUGUAGGAAACACUGCCUCAAUGUGCUCUCUUUUUUGGUGCUUCACGUUCUCACGAAACCAGUCCACAAAACAUUCAGGGUGUCAAGCUUAGAAACAGACUGGUGUUGUCACAAUACCAGUCAAAGGGUCUAGAUAUUCAUGUUUUCGUAGACUGUAAGUUUUACUUCAUAAUGAAUCCAUGUUCCUUCCUUCUGUUAGAACACUAGAUUUUAUUCAAACACUCCAUUAUGAUCUGUUAAGGUUAAGGUUUGAAUCCACAAUAUAUUCAGUAUCAUUGGUCAACCGAUGAAGGUUAAAAUGAUUUGGUAAAGCGUGAUUCAUAGUCAAGUCUGAAUGUGUAUGAGGAAGUAUGACACAAGGAAUGUCUGAAGCCAGGUUGCUUCUUUGGCACUGUCACGUGAAACCGGCCCUGCAGUCUGGAAUAGUGCAUUAUGGGAGAUUUUGGAUUCAACUGUGAAAGCUGGGGAGAAGGCGGCUUAAAAAUUUAUGGACCUUGUUCAUGAAACCCAAGCAGAUACAUUUCUGUGUUAACAUUGCACGAAACCAUUCUUACGUGAACCGUCGCAUGCAACAAUUUACAUGCAAUUGGUUUUAUGAAGGAUUGAUACUUUAUACAGAAGUUCUGCCUGUUCAUGUUGAAUGAAUGUGGCCCAUUGGUUUUAUGACGUUCUAAUGUAGGCUUUUUAAAAUGUUUUAAUAAUCUUAAACUUAAAAAAAACUAUUUUGUACAAAGUAGGCCUUUUGACUGAUGUUUUAAACGUUAUACUGGACGUAACUGGACAAACUGUACAUAUUCUGUAAAUGGUAAUAUAAUGCAGGUGUAUUUAAAAUAGUUGUGUUUAGUGUCCUCAAUGAAUUUUGGGUAGUAAAGACACAGUGCCAGGCUGGUUGACUAAGCACUGUUUUAAUGAUCUAUAUAACACGUUAUAACACACAGGCUGUGAAUCCAGAGAAAAAAAUAGUUUUGUUAUCAGGGAGUCGUAACACAGACCUUAACGUUAAUAUCUUUAAUGCACCUUCAUGUCUCUUAACAUUUUGACCAACAGAUGAUUAUAUUCUUUACAUUUUUUACUAUGGUUCUCUCUCAGCUCCAAGCAGAGCAAACCACUGAUCUUUCACCGUUUUAAGUUAAACACAUCUAAUGGCCCUAUUUCUUCUUCCGUAUUGAUCACUUGUGUGUUUGAUGUUUGUUUACGUUAUGUUUAUUGAGUGUUUUGAUUUUGGGAAACACCAUACAGCACUGUUUUGUCAAUUUGAGUGAUGCUUGUUUACCAAGAGUCCAUUUUAAAUAUAAUCUGUUAUUCCUCAUCUUUCUGAUUAUCUUGGCACUGUUUGUUUACCUUUACAUCCAAAAAUUCAUGACAUCCUAAUUUAAUUUUUUUAUAUCUGAGGAUUUCAAGGGAGUAGGUUAUGCCCCAACGUAAGUGUAACGUUCAAAUCGUUUUUAAUAAAUAAUGUAAAGGAA
This is a messenger RNA of Triplophysa dalaica, 5701 nucleotides long. RefSeq names its product FYVE, RhoGEF and PH domain containing 6 (gene fgd6). Gene Ontology annotation, molecular function: metal ion binding; guanyl-nucleotide exchange factor activity. The record is from RefSeq and is a predicted model, not a curated record. NCBI's taxonomy places the organism in Eukaryota, Metazoa, Chordata, Actinopteri, Cypriniformes, Nemacheilidae. Gene Ontology annotation, cellular component: cytoplasm.